UGACUUUCCUGUUUUGUGGUCCUCACACACACUGGAGCAUUGCCUCUCAACUGGGCUCCACUGUUUCCAGUAUUCAUUCAACCGAAAAUAUCGGGUCCACGGAAUCUACGGUCCCAAAACCAUCUCCGUAUACGAUACGUAUACCUUCCCCAAACUUCCCUUUUGCAGGGGAGGUGAAUUCCUAGAUUUUUAUUUUGUUUAUUAUUUUUGGGGUUUUAACUUUGGUGCUGUUGUUUCCCCUCCUUUCUACCAACAAAAAGAUCCCGUCUUUGGUUUGUUAAAAAGAAAAAAAGAAGGUUAGAACUUGAAAGAAAGAGAGAUAGAAAGAAAGAAAGAAAGGAAGAAAGAGAAAAAGAACCCUCCCAGAAAAAAUGCCACCUUGGGUUGAUUAGCCAUGUACUUCUUAGCUUCAUGAUAAAGAUCUUGUCUUUGGAUGCUUUUUUGGUUUAUGUCAUCAUAUGCAUUCGCGGAAGGUGGUGUUUUGACUUUUAAAGCCUAAAGAGAGAAAUUUUCAAUUUUUUUUUUUGAUAGAUUGAAAGAAAAGGCCUUCAAUCGUGGAUGGGUUUCAAGUGGUUAUCUUUAUCUCUAUCUCUUUUCCAAAAGAAAAAGGAAAAUGGAGAAGAGAUCUAGGCUGAUUAGAGUCCCAUUCUCGAUGGUUCUUCUUCUUGGCUUUGAUUGGUUUCUUGAUUUCCAAUGAGACCAAAGUUUGAUUUUUUUUUUUUCAGUGGUCAAUUGUUGAUGAGCUUGGAAAAUUUUAGUUUCGGAGUAAUUAUUUCAGGAACAAUCUCUUGAUUGUCCCUUCUCCGAAGAAGAGAGGAAAAUAUACAAGGGAAGACAAAAAGAAAGGAAAAAAAAAAGAGGAAGCUCUGGGUUUGAGAUUUUGUAGUGUUUUCAAGUAUUUGGAGUGAAUUACAGGGAAAAUAAGAAAUGUCAGAAGAGGCAAAUUCUUGGAUCAGGAGAACAAAGUUCUCUCACACUGUUUGUCAUAGAUUGGACUCAUCUAGAUUGGGCUCUUUCCCUUUGAAUUUACAAUCAGCCAGGAACCAGGACCGGAGUUUAGGAUCGAAACCCAGGUCAACUGUGGCUUCUUCUAUUCAGAAACCAGUUCAUAAUGAUCCACAGAUUCAGCCAAAUCCGAUCACCAACAAGCAAAGAUCUGUAUCCCCUGUCCCUCAGACUGUUCUGCCGGAUACUUUCAAGGAAGCAAAGUCUGAGAGAAGGAGAUCCUCAACUCCACAUCCUCAAAGGAAAGAAUCUGAGAAGCGACGUGUGGGCAAGUUUUUCCACAAGGAAUCCCACCAGACAAAACGAUCCGGUUCACCUGCACCGUCUUCCAUUUCAAGCCCCCUUAGGCACUUGGGUUCCUUGAAGGUUUCAGAUAGGUCAAAGGGCAUGAAAGAAUCAGCUUGGACCAAGUAUUUUGACCAUGCUGGAGGACGGGUUAACGCUGUAGAUGCAGCUGAUGAGCACACGGUUGAUCUUUCCCAGCUAUUUCUCGGGCUUAGAUUUGCACACGGUGCGCAUAGCAGGCUUUAUCAUGGCAUAUAUAAGGAGGAAGCUGUUGCAGUUAAGAUUAUUAGGGUACCAGAUGAUGACAAUGGAGACUUGGCUACUAGGUUAGAGAAACAGUUCGAUAGAGAGGUUAAUCUUUUAUCUCGACUCCACCAUCAGAACGUUAUAAAGUUUAUAGCAGCAUGUAGAAAGCCACCGGUUUAUUGUGUUAUAACAGAGUAUUUAUCAGAGGGCUCAUUAAGGGCCUACUUGCACAAGCUUGAUCAUAAGUCUCUUCCAUUGAAAAAGUUAAUUGUUAUUGCUCUCGAAGUUGCUCGUGGAAUGGAAUACAUUCAUUCUCAAGGAGUCAUUCAUCGCGAUCUUAAACCAGAGAACGUCCUUAUUGAUCAGGAAUUCCACAUGAAAAUUGCUGAUUUUGGUAUAGCUUGUGAGGAGGCAUAUUGUGAUCUACUGGCAGAUGACCCUGGGACUUAUCGUUGGAUGGCACCUGAGAUGAUCAAAAGGAAAUCGUAUGGAAGGAAGGUGGAUGUGUAUAGCUUUGGACUAAUGUUGUGGGAACUGGUUGCCGGAACAAUCCCAUACGAGGAUAUGAAUCCUAUCCAAGCUGCUUUUGCAGUUGUGAACAAGAAUCUGAGACCUGUUAUCCCCAAAGACUGUCCACCUGCAAUGCGAGCUUUAAUUGAGCAAUGUUGGUCAUUAAACCCGGAGAAGAGGCCUGAGUUUUGGCAGAUAGUGAAGGUGUUGGAGCAAUUUGAGUCGUCACUCAAUCGUGAUGGAACACUGGAUUGGGUACCGAACUCAAAUUGCCAAGAUCAUAAGAAAGGGCUGCUUCAUUGGGUUCAAAAGCUUAGUCCAACGCACAACCCGCACUUUAACGCCUAUGUUUCUUCACCUAUGCCUAAACCUAAGUUCUCAUGAGUUUUUAUUUUGACUGACCUGGCAUUUGUAGUGUCACCGGGUCAAUUGUAAUUAAAAGGUUCGUUGUCUAAGCUUCUUUAUUUGUACCUUAUUGAAUGAAAUAGAUUGGUAGGCAAUGGCGUGCAUGUGUGUUUCUUUUUGACAUUAUAAAACGAAUGAUCAUUAUUUCGAGCAGAAAGUUUUAAAAAAUUGUUGAAAUACAACCAAAAAAAUCAGAUGUCUGUUUAUGUAAUUAUGGACCCUUUUUGUUGUAAUACCUUUACUGAAAUAUCUCUUAAUUUAGGUGGGACUUCUUUGUAUUUAUUAGAAAAAACAAUAUCAUUGAAUGUGACCCAUGUUGUAAUAUUGUAUAGGUACAAUGUAACAGACGUGGUUUUAAA
Messenger RNA from Gossypium arboreum, 2810 nucleotides. Its product is annotated as serine/threonine/tyrosine-protein kinase HT1-like. Gene Ontology annotation, biological process: protein phosphorylation. The transcript has 4 exons. The record is from RefSeq and is a predicted model, not a curated record. Lineage: Eukaryota; Viridiplantae; Streptophyta; Magnoliopsida; Malvales; Malvaceae. Gene Ontology annotation, molecular function: ATP binding; protein kinase activity. The coding region runs from base 928 to 2430 and encodes 500 amino acids.